This is a messenger RNA of Staurois parvus, 441 nucleotides long. The record is from the annotation of a GenBank genome assembly. NCBI's taxonomy places the organism in Eukaryota, Metazoa, Chordata, Amphibia, Anura, Ranidae.
CAGGCCUCGGGCCCUCAGGCGGAGCGGCGGGCGCCGGACCCCCGGGUGGGAGCGACAGGUCUCGUGCCCUCAGGCGGAGCGGCGGGCGCCGGACCCCCGGGUGGAGCGACAGGUCUCGGGCCCUCAGGUGGAGCGGCGGGCGCCGGACCCCCAGGUGGAGCGACAGGUCUCGGGCCCUCAGGCGGAGCGGCGGGCGCCGGACCCCCAGGUGGAGCGACAGGUCUCGGGCCCUCAGGCGGAGCUGCGGGCGCCGGACCCCCAGGCGGUGCGACAGGUCUCGGGCCCUCAGGCGGAGCAACAGGUCUCGGGCCCCCAGGCGGGGCGGCGGGCGCCGGACCCCCAGGCGGAGGAGCGGCGGGCGCUGGACCCCCAGGCGGAGCGACAGGUCUCGGGCCCCCAGGCGGAGCAGCGGGCACCGAGUCACCAGGCACGACAGUGGGC